GAGUCCCAUAGGGCAGUGCACAAUUGGGCCUGCAUCGCCAGGGUAGGCCGUCAUUGUAAAUAAGAAUUUGUUCUUAACUGACUUGUCUAGUUAAAUGAAAAAUAUAGAAUGACAUACUCCUUCCACCACAAGACAGUGACCCAGCUACUCCUCAGUAAUGGGGUUCUGGGGUGACAUUGAGAAGAGUGUGGGCACCACUGUUUGGUUUCUGCUUCUCUCUAUCAGCACAGGGGUGUUAUACUGGGUCUGCUACUGUUUGGUGCAUCUGCCCAGAACCAGAUGGAGGGGUUCAUGCCAGUAUCCCUCUCCCUUAUGUAUAUGGCCACAGUGCACUCCCGUAUGGUUAAGGGCUUUCUUUUCGGGGUCACUGUACCCAUGUUAGCCCUGCCCUGGCUGUUUCUGUUCAUCACAACACUUUUGGUCCCACACACUGUCUUCCUUUGCAAUGUCAUGGCCAUCAUCGCAGGGGGGAUCUACGGAAAGGGCUGGCUCUCACUUCUGGACAUGUCCGAUGCCAGGGCAUCAGUGCUGGACAAGAAGAUGCCUUUCAGGCUGCUGAGGAACAUUGAUGUCCUGUAUGUCCCUGCAUCAAUAGAGGCGAGAAGGAAGACAGUCCACCCACCAAUCAUUCCAACCCCAGGCUCCUACCCAGUCCAAGCCUACGCACCAGUGUCUUCUACCUCCAACCUACAGGCUACCGAGACCACACCAAAGACAUUUGAAGGCUGGGCCCACUCCUACUAUACACAGGGGAGCCCUGUUCAGGUCUCAGGUUAUUACGGACACAACCAUGGAUAUGGCCUCAAGCUUUGGGCCAAGUUACGGACAUGGUCACAAACAUGGACACAGCUGCAGCCACAGCCAAGGUCAUGGACAUAGUCACGAACACAGCUUUGGCCAUGGACUCAGUCAUGGACAUGCAUCUGCCUCUCAAACCAGCAGUCACUGGGCUCCAGUGGCUCAACAUCCACAUUCUCAACAUUCCCACCUCAGUCCAUUGUCUGUGUCUGUCAGU
This is a messenger RNA of Salmo salar (Atlantic salmon), 1015 nucleotides long. NCBI's taxonomy places the organism in Eukaryota, Metazoa, Chordata, Actinopteri, Salmoniformes, Salmonidae. The record is from RefSeq and is a predicted model, not a curated record.